Molecule: messenger RNA, 2293 nt
Organism: Medicago truncatula (barrel medic)
Lineage: Eukaryota; Viridiplantae; Streptophyta; Magnoliopsida; Fabales; Fabaceae
Product: protein-S-isoprenylcysteine O-methyltransferase A
Exons: 2
Coding region: 1168-1761 (197 amino acids)
Biological process (GO): C-terminal protein methylation
Cellular component (GO): endoplasmic reticulum; membrane
Molecular function (GO): protein C-terminal S-isoprenylcysteine carboxyl O-methyltransferase activity
Source: RefSeq, a predicted model, not a curated record
CACACACCAUAUUUAUUUUAAAGUUAAUUUUCUCUCUCUUCACCAAAGAAAUCUGGAAAACUUUCUCAUUCUCAAUUCUAGCCGCCGCCUCCUCCCUCCUUCCGUGUGUCUCCGGCGGUCGUUACAUUGCUCCACCAUCUUCAUCCUCUCCUUUUCAUCUUUUCGGCUAGAUCUAGACAUCCACGUACAAGCUUUUGAAAAUCCAUCACCAUAAAAAGAGUGCCCUCCAUCUUCUCUACAAAACCCAUUUAAAAAUAUCAGGAUCGGACAACCUUCGCCGGUGACCACCACGCCGGAGCUUUCAACCACCGCGCCGGGAAAGAGCUUACGUGUUUUCAUCUCAAUCUGGGUCAGAAUUUUUACACAAACACUUAAACCUGGGCAGUUGUCUUCAUCAAGGUCAAGUUCUUUACAUAUUUUGUUUCCAUUACAUGCAACAACAACAAUACAAAUAUGAAAUUGGAUGUGAUUUUGUAUAACUAAUGAAUAUAUUUUGUAUAUUUGCUUUUUUGUUGUUGAUAUAAUUUUAAAAUUGUGUUAGGACUGUUUUUGUUAAAUAUACAUGAUAUGAAGGUCAACAACAAAUGAAAUAAUUAAUGAUAUUAGGAAAAUGAAUUCUUAUACCUGCCGUGUUCUUCUUGUUGUCAAAGAGAGAAGAGGAAAAGGAAAAUGAGAGAGGAGAUACAGUUUAGAGAAUGAGAGAGAGAUUUAUUUAUUUUUUUUGAAAGAGAGAGAAUGAGAGAGUAUUAAAUUAUGAAAGAGUAGUGAAUGACAAUAUAAGAGUAUUUGAAAUUUGAAAUUGAAAAUUUGUCUCCAAUUGAUUGUAGAUCUGACAUUAGAUUAUAUCUUUUUUGAACAAAAGAAAACUUUUUUCGUUUUCGGUGUCAACCAAAAUCGGAUGUGUUUGUAAUUUUUCGUUUGUCCCAUCAAUUCCUUAGAAAGAAAAAAUUACACAUUAAAAAAUUAAAAACCCAAAAUCAACAAAUUGGGAAUAACACUGAACUCAACUCGCCGGAAAAACCAAAACUUCACCAGAUAACGCAACUGGGGUUCAUCGUCAACCGCCUUUAUCAUUGAGAAGGUCUGGCUUAUACCUCAGAUAAUUUCGUCAACCAAGUCUUUCUGUGGCUUAAAACAAGAGAGGUUUACUGUCUUUAUUUAGAAAAAAUGACAGAAAUCCUUAGCUACACUGCUUACAGGCAGUUAUCUCAAAUGUUCUUUGCAGUUAUCUUCUUUCACGUUUCUGAAUAUUUUCUAGCCGCCGUCAUUCAUGGGAAAUCAAGUGUAACUCUGCAGUCCCUUUUGAUUAGCAAACACUACAUUUUGGCAAUGGUAUUUUCAUUGCUAGAAUAUUUAAUUGAGGUUGCAUUCUUUCCUGAGCUAAAGGAACAUUGGGUGAUCAGUGAUUUAGGGUUGGUAUUGGUUGUGAUAGGUGAAAUUAUAAGGAAGGUGGCAAUAAUAACAGCAGGGCAAUCGUUUACUCAUAUUAUAAGGGUCCGUCCUGAUGAACAUCACCAUCUGAUUACGCAUGGUAUAUAUAAGUUUAUUCGCCAUCCAGGGUAUUGUGGUUUCUUCAUUUGGUCUGUUGCUACUCAAGUAAUGCUUUGCAAUCCUUUAUCAACUAUUGGAUUUGCAGUAGUUGUCUGGAAGUUCUUUUCUACCCGAAUUCCUUAUGAGGAAUACUUUUUAAGACAGUUUUUUGGAAUAGAGUAUGUCGAAUAUGCUCAACAAGUUGUGUCUGGGGUGCCAUUUGUUAACUGAAGACCGAUCAGUUCUGCGAGGUGAACCAUAUAUUGUGCAACAUUCACUGCAAAGUAGUCAAUAAAGUUUCAACUCAUUUUUUUUCUGUAACAGCUUUAACCUGUGCUUUGCGUGAUAGAGAUAUGAAGUGCUUGCUUUCAGCAUGUGGCUAUGCGGAACCUUUAUGUGGAAAAAAAUCAAAGUAGGGUAGAUGGUGAGUUUUGAGAUCUUAAUCAGGUUGUUGCAGAUUACUGAUUGCAAGCCUGCUGAUUUUACUUCAUCCAAACCGUUUUGGGUUGCUACUGCUCAGUCAUAUCCUGACCAAUGAAACUUAGCUUGUUACAAUCUAACUAGGGUUCUGUUUACCAAUGAAAUUUAGCUUGUUACAAUCUAACUAGGGUUCUUUUUGUGUGAGUACAUGUAUGUGCUUUGUGAUUUAAUCUUAGCACUCACUAGGUAUUUAUCAUAAAUUUGUAGCUGUAUUUGGAUGUGUUUGUCAAACAUAAUUUUGAAUGAGUCCUAAUGUACAAGUUAUCAUUUUUUUAUUAUUUCA